UGACAUUCCUGUCACUUUAACGCAACGUCCCACCCAAAACUUGAUUGUAUUUUGUGUUUUCUUUUCAAUUUAUUGUUAAUCUGCUGAUUAUCAAGUCGAUUUAGAAAGAAUUUGUAAUUUGUGACGAUGUACUAAAACUGUUUUAAGUUUACAGAGAUACCUAAGACAAGGAACAACAAAAUGGCUGAAUUAGCAGCAUUACUACAAACUGAGAUCCCCGAGGGGCGCAGCCAUCUAACAGACAGCCACACUAAUCUAGAACGUGUGGCUGAUUACUGCGAGGCGAAUUAUUUUCAGUCAGAAAAUAAAAGGCUGGCUCUGGAGAGCACCAAAAACUACACAACACAAUCACUUGCUAGUGUUGCAUAUCAAAUAAAUACACUUGCUUACAACUUCCUGCAAUUGCUUGAAUUACAAACAAUGCAGUUGGCGGAGAUGGAAGGACAAAUGAACCAUAUUGCCCAAACUGUGGCCAUUCACAAGGAGAAGGUGGCUAGACGAGAAAUUGGAGUGUUGACUGCAAAUAAGGUGACUAACAGGCAGUACAAAAUCAUUGCUCCUGCUAACCCUGAGAAACCUAUCAAAUAUGUGAGGAAGAGUAUUGAUUACACAGCUCUGGAUGAUAUUGGCCAUGGUGCUCGCUGGAAUGGAGCUACAAGUGGAACUCCAAGAGGUCGGCGAUCAGGCUCUACUCCUAGUGCGGCAACACUACCCGCACCCACCACGAAGCCGCCCACACCUCCAGCUGCUGUGCGAGCUGCUGCAGCUGCUAAUACUGGGACAUUAGGUCGUGGUACAUUGGGUAAAUCUUCACGUGAAUACCGCACACCGCCAGCUGUGGCCCCGCCGCAAGUGCCUUCGCACUAUGCGCCAAAUUAUCCGCGUCGCCCGCCUGGCUACUCUACUUUGCCUGUAGCACAACCACAGGUGGGGAUGGUGCAUCCCAACCAGCAUCAAGCUACUUCCAACUAUUCUCAACAAGAUUUGCAUUCCAGUAUGCCACCACCACCCUCUCCUCUGAUUGGGUCUGAUGGUGAACACAGCCAACAUUCCAUGAGCCUGCCUGGGCAGCGUGCGUCAUCGUCUUCAGCUGGAGGAGGUUCCAUUAGGGGUGGAUCGGUGUCUCCUCCACUGCCUCCACCACCGAUGGACGAUGAGUUGGCGCAUGACGGCUUUGGAAGACCUCACCAUAUGAAUAGCAAGAUGGGAGCUCCCUACUCAAAUGCGGUACCCGCCAUAGUACCUGACGAAGAAGACUUACCUGGAUGGGUGCCCAAGAAUUACAUUGAGAAAGUUGUCGCUAUUUACGAUUACUAUGCUGACAAAGAAGACGAAUUAUCAUUCCAAGAGAGUGCAGUAAUUUAUGUGUUGAAGAAGAAUGAUGAUGGUUGGUGGGAGGGCGUUAUGGACGGUGUCACGGGACUCUUCCCAGGAAACUACGUGGAACCUUGUGUGUAAUCAGAUUCUACAAAUUUUACCUAUAGAUGCCUCUGAAGUAAACUAGGCUAUGAUUACACAUAAUGUACUGCUAUUGUUACUCAACAGUAAAUAUCCCAUCGGUAUAAAUACAAGUUUGUAUCAAUAUAAAUUAACCCUUAAUAGGGCAUGCUAAAACUAUGUAUGUCUGAAACUUUUUCAUUACAAAAAUGUGAUUAUGUAUGUAUACAGAUGUAGGAUUGUAUAUCACCACAUCUGUAGUUAUUUUCGUUUUCUCAAAAAAACAUGUGGGAAAAUAUUUCCCUUUGCCCAUCUUAAACAUUGUCUUUUACUGAAUGUGGGAAAAUGUUUCCCAGGCGGUGGGAAAUAUAUUUCAGUCACAUUAGGUAGUAUAGUCUGGUGUGAUUUAUUCCAUGAAAUAUUUACAAGUAAAUAAAAUACUGUAAUGAAA
Spodoptera litura is the source of this 1888-nucleotide messenger RNA. RefSeq names its product tyrosine kinase Abl (gene Abi). The record is from RefSeq and is a predicted model, not a curated record. Gene Ontology annotation, molecular function: signaling adaptor activity; SH3 domain binding. Gene Ontology annotation, cellular component: lamellipodium; actin-based cell projection; SCAR complex. Gene Ontology annotation, biological process: neuron migration. NCBI's taxonomy places the organism in Eukaryota, Metazoa, Arthropoda, Insecta, Lepidoptera, Noctuidae.